Gasterosteus aculeatus aculeatus (three-spined stickleback) is the source of this 1417-nucleotide messenger RNA. RefSeq names its product nth-like DNA glycosylase 1 (gene nthl1). Gene Ontology annotation, molecular function: oxidized pyrimidine nucleobase lesion DNA N-glycosylase activity; DNA-(apurinic or apyrimidinic site) endonuclease activity. NCBI's taxonomy places the organism in Eukaryota, Metazoa, Chordata, Actinopteri, Perciformes, Gasterosteidae. The record is from RefSeq and is a predicted model, not a curated record. Gene Ontology annotation, biological process: base-excision repair, AP site formation; base-excision repair; nucleotide-excision repair. Gene Ontology annotation, cellular component: nucleus.
AUGCCUGAAUCUACGAAUGAGAAAGUAGCUUCAGGUCGCUCUAAAUGCAGCACGAGGACCCGUCAUGCCGUCCAGUGCGUCACUAUGACCUCUCCUUAUUUCAGGCACAGCGGGUCUGUCCUUACGCGCGGGGGUGAUCGAACAGCUGCGAGCUCUCUCCGGUCCAAACUUACCAGCAGGCGCAGUAAUGUGGGUCCAGUUUCCUCUGUGGCUGUGAAGGUGGAGGAAGAGGAGGAGGCGAAGAUCGUUGAGCAAAGACCCUCCUCGGUCCCCUUACCAACGGGCCGCUGCCAACCUGAAAGAGAAACCUCACCAUCGUCUUCCCAGUCCCGCAGGAGGACACAGCUCAAAGUGGAAUAUGACACGGAUGAAGGUGCGGAACACUGGGAACCUCCCGGCUGGAGGAAACAAUGGGGACACAUUCGCGAGAUGAGGAGCGGCCGCGAUGCACCUGUAGAUCAAAUGGGAGCAGAGAAAUGCUACGACUCACAGGCUCCUGCACGUGUGAGACGUUUCCAGGUGUUGGUUUCCCUCAUGCUGUCCAGUCAGACUAAGGACCAGGUGACAGCGGCAGCCAUGAAGAAGCUCCGAGCUCACGGCUGCACCGUAGAAAAUAUACUCGCUACUGACGAUGAAGCCCUGGGAAAACUCAUCUACCCCGUCGGCUUCUGGAGGACUAAGGUGAAGUAUCUGAGGCGGACGUCGGCCGUGCUGCAGAAGGACUUUGCAGGGGACAUCCCGGACAGCGUGCAGGGGCUGAUCGGCCUGCCGGGAAUUGGACCCAAGAUGGCUCACUUGGCUAUGGACAUCGCCUGGGACCAGGUGUCCGGCAUCGGCGUGGACACACACGUGCACCGUAUCUCCAACCGCCUGGGCUGGCUCAAGAACCCCACCAAGAACGCAGAGGGAACACGCAAGGCCCUGGAGGAGUGGUUGCCCAGGGAGCUGUGGAGCGAGAUCAACUGGCUGCUCGUGGGUUUCGGUCAGCAGGUUUGUCUUCCGGUCAACCCUCUCUGCUCCGUGUGCCUGAACCAGUACAGCUGUCCAUCCGCCCACAAGACCUCUCCUACAAAGAGGCCUAAAACCGGAUCCCCUCUGGCUCCAAAUCCAACCUCCUCCGUCACAACAAAAACUGAACAACCCGCUCUUAAACAUGAGAGGACCAAGAAGGAGCCACUCGCCACUCAUGUUUCUCCCACAGCCCAGAGGAGGCUAAGAAAAUAAGGCUGUUAUAUAUAUAUAUAUAUGUUCAGGUAUAUUAAAGGUUCAGAUUUACAUAUUGUUUAGUAAUUUGAAGGCGUUUUACACUGUGCCUCUGCUGUCACAUAUAAUAAGAUUAAAUAUUUUUAUUACUGUUGGUGCUUUGUUUAGCUUUUUACUAUAUAAUACAAUAAAUGUUGAAGUCAUGUUUAAAAAA